Molecule: messenger RNA, 1626 nt
Organism: Saccharomycopsis crataegensis
Lineage: Eukaryota; Fungi; Ascomycota; Saccharomycetes; Ascoideales; Saccharomycopsidaceae
Gene: IZH3
Product: Izh3p
Exons: 1
Coding region: 1-1626 (541 amino acids)
Biological process (GO): intracellular zinc ion homeostasis
Cellular component (GO): membrane
Molecular function (GO): signaling receptor activity
Source: RefSeq, a predicted model, not a curated record
AUGAUGAUGAUGAGUUCAGGUGUUGUGUCCACUAGGCUCCCCGAAACUGAUGGCUCGUUGCUCAGAAAAAGAAAAAGUACCCAGAAACAGGAUGACAUUGUGGAGGAAAACUUGUUGAACAAUAUUGACAGUUUUUUGGAACAACUUGAACACAAAUUAGAUAAUUUUGAACAAUACUUUCUUAAGAAUAGGAAUGUUGAUCCAACCAAGGUGAAGAAUGGUGUUACCAAUGCCGCCAGUUCAUUUGAAGAAGAUUUGGAGAACUUUUAUGGGUCUUUAAAGCUCAUGAAAUCCUCUUUGCUAGAAUCAACGGCUUCCAAAUUGGAAACUAUCAACAGUUUCUUUAUCGACAAUUAUAGUGCGCUUUUCUCAAAUCCGAUCCACCCAACAUCAUCCACAGAUAUACCGCCAACCAUUUCAGACUCUGAAAACACUAUCAAUUAUCAAAUCAUUAGUGGAUUGGAAUACCUUGAAGCAAAGCUCAAUAAGAUUGAUCAGCUCAUUGGCAACUUCCAGCCAAAAUUCAAUAUGGAUUAUCUCAAUUACUAUAAUUAUGAUGAAGCCGUGAGUACCGGUUAUGAUGGCCAUCUUCAUUAUUAUCAAUUACCCUUUUUAUGGAGAGAAAACAGAUUUAUUAUUCACGGUUACAGGUUCUAUCCAGAAAGACACAGAUUAUUGAAAAGUAUUUUCUCGGUCCCAUUUCAUAAUGAAUCUGCCAACAUUUGGAGUCAUUUACUGGGUGCUUUGUUCCUCACAUAUUUGGCAUUUUAUCACUACCCAACUACUGAAGCCUACCUAAGAAAUGAGUUUAAUCACUGGUUAGAUCAUGGUUGUGUUUAUUUGUUUUUUUUUGCGUCCUUGAACUGUUUGGUUUGUUCUACUUUGUGGCAUACAUUUGCUGGGACCAGCGUGUUGAAUUUUAGAAAUCGUUGUGUGUGUCUUGAUUACACCGGCAUCACUGUGUUGAUUUCCGCAUCAAUUAUCACUACUCAGUACAGCACUUUAUAUUACUUCCCAAAGCUUAAACUUACUUGCGUUACUGCCACUUGCGUAUUGGCCGGUCUAGGUUUCUUUUUAAAUUGGUCUCCAAGAUUUGACAGGCCGGAAAGUAGACCUCUUAGAGUCUGUUUUUUCGUUUCUUUGGCAGGAAGUGGUGCGGUUUGCUUCCUUAUUCUAUGCUUUUACAAAGGAUUUUCUCACUCACUCCAGUAUUUCUCUCCUUUAUUCCCGUCAUUUGCUUCAUAUCUUACCGGUGUUGUCUUUUACAGUUUGCUUAUCCCAGAAAGAUGGAGAUCUGACGUGAUUCUUGAUGAAAAACUUCCAGAUACUAAUUGCUUAUACGAAACAAUCCAUGCGGAUCUCAUGGCAAGCAAGAAGAACAAGACCUUCCAAGAUUGUGCCUGUGAUAGUGAUUUGAUCAACAGAAAGUUUUUGGAAAGACACUUUUUGGCAGAGCCAGAAAAAACCAAGAAUCAUGGAAAUUUCACUUCAUUGUGGUGGGUCGAUUACGUAUUCUCUUCUCAUUCCAUAUGGCACUUUUUUGUGUUGGGUGGUAUCUUGGGUCACUAUUAUGGUAUUUUACAGAUGUUUGCCAAUAUCGAAGUGAACAAACCAAUAGUGAAUUAA